CUAACGUUCGGACCGCAAAUUGAUAGUUGUUACAUAAAGAAGAGCGAAGAGCUACAGAGCGAGGAUGGUCGUCAACGCAUCCCCUGCUAAUUCGAGCGCUGAUCUUUUUACCUGUUACGAUCCGUCCAUUUUCAUUCGAGCGCCAAGCACACUCCACACGAACUACAUUAUAGUUGCUGUUUUCAACGCUAUCCUCUCAGUAACAGCCACUUUGGGUAAUACUUUGAUUCUGUUCGCGCUUAAGAAAGCUACCACCCUGAAUCGUACUUCAAAUUACCUUCUGUGCUGUCUCGCUGUUUCUGAUUUGAUGGUCGGCCUUGUUGUACAGCCAUUACACGUUAUUUACUGUAUAUACGGAAUCAUCGGUGGUUCUAAAGUACGCUGUUACUCGCGAAUCCUCUUCCAGUGGACAUCAGAUUAUUUUUUUGCAGUUUCCUUUCUGACGAUUGUGGCUAUUAGUGUGGAUCGCUAUUUCACCUUAUGUAAGCGUCACGCUUAUCGGUCAACCCUUACAGCCAACAAAACAAGAGCAGUGAUUGCAUUUGUUUGGAUAACUUGCCUGAGUUUCCCUCUUGGUCGUCUUGUGAGUUCUUCCAUUUCAAUGAUUCUGUCUUCCGUUAUUUUUAUCAUUUUUCUCCUGAUCCCAUCAUUCACGAUUUUCAAGAUUUACCGCUUUCUCAAACAACACGAGAUUCAGAUUUCUUCUAGUAUGAAAAAAUCUUCUGCGGCGGGCGUUAAAACCGGAGGAUUCGAUGUUUUGCAGUACAAACGCUCCAUAGCAACAUUGAUCUGCGUCUACCUUACUCUCCUUGUUUGUUUUCUACCAUCAAUCGCUGUCACUGCGGCCUGGAUAACUGCGGAUCGACCUGGAAAAUUACGACUCAUCAAAGUGGGAAAUUUCUCACUGACUUUUAUAAUGUUUAAUUCAACCCUUAACCCACCCCUGUAUUGUUGGAGGAUCAGAGAGGUUCGUCAGCUAAUAAUCAACUUAUUGAAUAAAUUUUUUUGUUGUAAGAUCGAUCGAAAUCACAGAAAUAGUGUUUCUUCUAAGACUUCUGAAGAUACCCGUUUAUGGGGUAAAAGUCCAGGGCGGAUGGCUGUCAUUAGCUGCCUCAAAUGGGUCAUUCUUUCGAGGUUAGAUAUAUCAAGAUUGCUUCGGAUUUGCUGCGUUUUUGGAGUUUCAGUACAAACAGUCUAUAUGUUUGUAAUAAUUGUGAGAGAAGCGUUAAAAUCUUCUUCCGAAAAGACAAAUAGUCAUCAAUCUGCAACUCAAGUUUUGUUCUUUCCGGACAAAGUUUUCGCAUGCCAGCAGUUUCUAUUCAAUGGAGGCUGUAGUAGGAAAAACUGUCAGUUUUCUCACGAAGAGACCUCAUUAAGUAAGCUUGUGAGAGUUUUAUCUGAAGCUAAACAAAGCUUGGACGUUUGUGUUUUUACAAUUAACUGUCGCGAGCUUGCAGAUGCGGUCAUUCGACAACACAAGAACGGUGUCGUUGUCCGAGUGCUGACAGAUGAUGAACAGAUGGGUUCGACUGGUUCUCAGAUUGAGAAGUUUCGACGCGAAGGAAUCCAAGUUCGCCACGAUCUUUCUUCGUUCUUCAUGCAUCACAAAUUUGCCGUCAUUGAUCGAAAAACACUUGUUAAUGGAUCCUUUAACUGGACAAGGCAAGCGGUGACUGGAAAUAGAGAGAACGUAGUUAUUUCAAGUGAAGAAUUCGUUGUCAGAUUGUUCGCAGAGGAAUUUGAAAAACUAUGGGAAGAGUACGAUCCUUCUAAAAGAUUUGGGGUCUCGUGAAAGAUUUUCACAUCUAGGACUACGAGACUGACAUUUUACUCUAGUUAUUCUCAUGAGUAUCCCAACUUGUGAUCACACCUCACCGCUCGCCAACAUCCACUCAGGAAAUUCCUCGCUUAUUUCGCGAAUGAAAAAGUUUCUAUGUAAACUAGUAUUUGAUUUUUUAGGAACUCGUUACUAAGUCUCUCUCAGAUGCCUUAAUACCUAACGUUCUUACCUUAAGUUUUUAUUCUUUACGCAUUAUCUUAGCAUCCUUAAUGAUAUUUUUUUUAACUCACUACUACAACUGGUUACCAAUCUCUCUUUAUUGUUUUCCUUUUUUCUCGACACGUCUUUCUAAUGCCAAAUUACUUAGACCUAGCUAGGUAAUACAAACAAGUAGCUUGAAUACAUGUGACCUCCCCUACUCCUAGUUGAGAAAAAUUGCCUAGUUUUAUAAAUGAUGUGCAUGAUUCCUUGAUCUCCUCUCAAGAUGUGUUCUCAUGAUGUACUUUUUUCCUUACAUGGGGAAGAGAAUGCAUUGGUGGUGAAGCAAAACAGUGGCUAUGAACAAAACAAACAAUCUCCCUUGUAAGAGAAUAAUUUUUUUAAUUUGUUGCCUCUAUGAAAAUUAAGAUUUUUAAUACUUGUGAGUAAUUAGAAUUGUUCUGCAUUGCAAACUUUACAAGAUAUUAAAUUUCAUUAACACACUUUUGUUUCUAGAAGUAACUCUACACAUAGAGAAAAUAAUGAAGUAUGAUCAAUCUUGUAUUAGUGUUAGUUAUUUCAUCACUUCAGUGGCAAUCAUUAUACUUAAAUUAAAUUUUAGUGCCACAAGGUCUCCUGUACUAUACUAUAUUCUUGACAUUGCCAUUACUGACAUCAAGAAAUUAAUAUUUAAGUUGA
Messenger RNA from Pocillopora damicornis (cauliflower coral), 2677 nucleotides. RefSeq lists its product as uncharacterized. Lineage: Eukaryota; Metazoa; Cnidaria; Anthozoa; Scleractinia; Pocilloporidae. Gene Ontology annotation, cellular component: mitochondrion. Gene Ontology annotation, molecular function: metal ion binding; RNA endonuclease activity producing 5'-phosphomonoesters, hydrolytic mechanism. The record is from RefSeq and is a predicted model, not a curated record. Gene Ontology annotation, biological process: piRNA processing.